Messenger RNA from Beta vulgaris subsp. vulgaris (sugar beet), 2532 nucleotides. RefSeq lists its product as uncharacterized. The coding region runs from base 1 to 2532 and encodes 843 amino acids. The transcript is spliced from 6 exons. The record is from RefSeq and is a predicted model, not a curated record. NCBI's taxonomy places the organism in Eukaryota, Viridiplantae, Streptophyta, Magnoliopsida, Caryophyllales, Amaranthaceae.
AUGGCCCCUUGUAAGGAAUGGAUGAAACUUUCCCGAGAUGAUCGUUUGAAUGCUGAAUAUGAAAUAGGCGUUGAAAACUUUUUAAAAUAUGCAUCUGAAAAGUCGGGAGAAAUAGAAAAGAUUAAAUGUCCUUGCGUAAAGUGCUUAAAUGCAUCAUUUCAUUCUCUAAAUAUGGUAAAAGAUCACUUAUUAACUUAUGGAAUCAUCGAGGGUUAUACAUUUUGGUAUCACCAUGGGGAAAGAGUUGGGGAGGAUACCUUUGAAUCACAAUCUAGCGAAGAAGUAGGAGAUGAUGAGUUAUUAGAUGACUAUAACGAAAAUGAGAUGGAUACAAUACUUAGGGAUUUUUUUCCUAAUUGUAGUGGUUUUGCUGAAAAUGACUCCUUUAGUGAAUUACGGGCUGAAGAUCCGAAUGAUGAUGCUAAGAAAUUCUUUAGAUUAUUUGAUGAUAUGCAAAAGCCAUUAUUUGAAGAUGAUGAACAAUUAGAAUAUUGCAAAAUUUGCAAUGCUUCUAGGUGGAAGCAAGGUAAGAAUAGUGGGGAAAUUAGAACGAAAGAAAAUGGUAAAAGAAUACCUGAAAAGGUCCUUCGAUAUUUUCCGCUUAAGCCAAGAAUUCAACGUUUGUUCAUGUGCUCUAAGACAGCUCAUCAUAUGAGAUGGCAUCAUGAAAGGUUAGGGCUUAUAAGUGAUGGAUUUAAUCCCUUUUCUAAUGUUGCAAAACCGUAUAGUAUUUGGCCUGUGAUGCUAGUUCCAUACAAUUUGCCUCCUUCGAUGUGUAUGAAACCUUCUAGUAUGCUAUUGUCAAUGCUUAUACCUGGUCCAAAGGGUCCUGGCGAUGCUAUUGAUGUGUAUUUGCAGCCUUUGAUAGAAGAGCUUAAAGAGUUGUGGGAAGUUGGUGUUGAAACUUAUGAUGCUUCAAAAAAAGAAAAUUUUAAAAUGCAUGCGGCUUUGCUGUUAACUAUCAAUGAUUUUCCCGCUUAUGGAAUGUUAUCUGGAUGGAGUACCAAGGGGAAGAGAGCAUGUCCUUGUUGUCAUAAAGAAACUUCUUAUAUGUGGUUACCUAAUUGUUUUAAGCAUGUCUAUAUGUGUCAUCGACGUUUUCUUCCUAUUAAUCACCCAUGGCGAAGGAAGAAAGAUGUUUUUGGAAAGAAAGAAAAAGGAGAGGCACCUAAGCCAUUAUCAGGGGAGGAAGUUCUUGAACAAGUUAGAGAUCUUGAAGGACAAACUAAAGACACAGCUAAUUCUCGUUUUGAUAUGGAGGGAUUAGGUAUAAUGCCAAAGCUACAUCCUAUUUCAAAGGGUGACAAGAUUGAAUUACCCCCCGCACCAUACACACUAUCUAAGAGUCAAAAAGAGAUAUUGUGUCGUUUUUUAAAAGAGUUGAAAGUUCCCGAUGGCUAUUCUUCUAAUAUUUCUCGAUGUGUAAAUGUAAAAGACUGUAAGAUUUCAGGAUUGAAGAGUCAUGAUUGCCAUGUCCUGCUACAAAGCAUACUUCCUCUUGUGAUUCGCGGCCUUUUGGUGAAAGAUGUAUCCGAGCCUUUAGUUGAGCUUUGUCAGUUUUUCGGUGUGCUCUGUGCUAGGUCUGUGCAAGUUGAACAUCUAGAGAAAAUCAAAUCCCAAAUUCCUUUAACUCUUUCGAAGUUAGAAGCAUGGUUGCCUCCUUCUUGUUUUGAUUUCAUGCUUCAUUUAAGUGUCCACCUAGCUGAUGAGUUAAUUCUUGGCGGUCCUGUCCAUUUUCGUUGGAUGUAUCCUGGGGAACGAUAUCUCCAUAAACUCAAGUUAUAUGUGCUUAAUAAAGCACGUCCGGAGGGCUCAAUAGCGGAGGGUUAUAUUGUUGACGAGUGUAUGACUCUAUGCUCAAGGUACUUAGAUGACGUUGAAACAAAAUUUAAUCGUCUUGAGCGUAACUGUGAUGGUGAUGAUAUUGAAAAGUUGGACGAACAAAAAGCAUGUCCUUAUGGGGAAGAAUUUCUAUCUUUAGCACGUGGUCCUAUAUACAGUUCUAGGUCUUUUAGUGGUUAUGUCACUAAGGGAUUUAGGUUUCAUACAUUACACCGUGAUAGAAACUUGAGAACACAAAAUAGUGGAGUAGUGGUGUUGGGUGAUACUGGUGAGGAAAAAGAGGCCUUAGACUUUUAUGGGAAAGGAAUUAAUGUGGACAAAUUUGGGUAUGUUAGUGUUGAUACACAACGGAACCUCAAAAUAGAUGAACCUUUUGUGCUAGCUAGCCAAGUGUCACAAGUGUUCUAUGCAACAGAUAUUGUAAAAAAAGGUAACUGGCGUGUUGCAGUUACGACAAAACCUCGAGUUACAUAUGAGUUGGCAGUGGAGAAAGACAGUGAUUCUCAAAGCAUGGAAAUCUUAGAUAAUGCCGAGGAUGCGUAUCAAGAACGUGAAUCUUUUGGCUUUGUUGCAUCUGCAUCGGCAUACACGCAUAACGAGAUGAAUGAUGAACACAGGGUUGACAUGGAACCUGAGAUUGUUGAGAACGUUGAUGCUGUGGUAGUAAAGAAACGAAAGAGAAAAACUUAG